Molecule: messenger RNA, 582 nt
Organism: Trichoderma reesei QM6a
Lineage: Eukaryota; Fungi; Ascomycota; Sordariomycetes; Hypocreales; Hypocreaceae
Exons: 2
Coding region: 1-582 (193 amino acids)
Biological process (GO): mitotic spindle organization
Cellular component (GO): dynactin complex
Molecular function (GO): dynein complex binding
Source: RefSeq, a predicted model, not a curated record
AUGUCAAGCAAGAGGCACUCCAUCCUCCCGGCCGUCGACCGCAGCGGCCCGAAGCCGCCCGUCAACUUCUCCACGUCGCUCACCAUCUCGGACAAUGCGGUCCUGCUGGGCAGCCACUCGAUCACGAUGCAGGCAGAGACGGUGAUUCAUCCCCGGUCCCGCAUCGAGUCCAGCGUCGGUAGCGUCCUCGUUGGGCGGCGCUGCAUCGUCCAGGAGCGAGUCCAUCUCGGAGCGCCUCCAGACAAUACCGGAAAGGCCGCAGGAGGCGUCAGCCUUGGGGACUACGUUCUCAUCGAGGCAGGUUCGGUCAUCGAAGCCGGGGGCACCGAAAUUGGCGAGGGCAGCGUUAUCCAGGUUGGAAGCAGAAUUGGAAGCGGUGCCAGAAUUGGAAAGAAUUGCACCGUGUCACACUUGUCAAUAAUAGCCAGCGGCGAGGUGCUUCCCGACAACACGGUCGUUUAUUCAAACGGCACAUGGCGAACCGACAAACGCGGAACCCCAGAGCUUCGAAAGCUGAGUAUAGUGAAACAGAUUGCUAUGCUGAGGAAAAUGAUACCGAGCAACCCAGACAAGUUCCGAUAG